Molecule: messenger RNA, 1365 nt
Organism: Dracunculus medinensis (Guinea worm)
Lineage: Eukaryota; Metazoa; Nematoda; Chromadorea; Rhabditida; Dracunculidae
Source: the annotation of a GenBank genome assembly
AUGUUAAAUGAAAUGGUUGCAUUGAACUUUCGGGAUGCGAAUAAUGUUCGAAUAUUAGCGAAAACGCUAUUACGCGAUGAUUUUGGUUUAAAUGUUGAAUUGCCUCCUGAUUGCUUAGUACCCCGAGUACCUCAACGUCUCAAUUAUAUCUACUGGAUUGAUGAUCAGCUGAAGACCAAUGGUUUAACUCAGGAUGUUCUUGGAAUCGAUAUUGGAACCGGUGCUUCAUGCAUAUAUGCGUUAUUGGGUGCAAAACUGUUUGGUUGGAGUUUUAUUGCUACUGAUUCUGAUCCUCGUUCAUUAGAAGUGGCUAAACAAAAUGUGGAGUCAAAUGGUUUGCGAGAUAAAAUUGAAAUUGCACAUGUGGACAAGAAUCGAUUAAUUAAAGACAUUGUAAGAUCACAUGCCAGUAAUAAUUUUACAUUUUGCAUGUGCAAUCCACCAUUUUUUGAAAAGGAAGAAUUCGACGAGAAAUUCAUGCCUAUAGACGACAAUGUUGUAGUAAAUAUUUGCAAUGAGGGUUAUAAGUCGGUACCCCUGUCAGCAACUGUUGCGAAAAUUAAUGAGGUGACUGUGGCGGGUGGUGAAGUAGCAUUUAUUAGUCAGUUAAUUGAUGAUAGUCUUGCCCUCAAAAGAUCUGUGGUAAUUUAUACGUCGAUGGUUGGGCGGAAAUGUAGUCUGUUAAAAUUAAAAAAGAAACUCGGGCGUUGUUCGAAUGUAAAAUACACUUUUGGAACAUUAAGUCAGGGUAAAACUCAGCGUUGGAUUCUUGCUUGGAGUUUUGAACCACGGAUCAAUUUUUUAUCUACGAUAAAGGCCUAUUCUCCUUUCAAGCUGCAGUUUCCAUCGGCUGAUUUUGGUCAGGAGAAAUCAGUAUUAUGGGCGAAGCAAGUUCUUGAUACUUUAAAGAUUUCUUAUUACCAGUCUGAUGAAAGAAUCUUUGUAUGUGAUGCAGCUAAAAAUACAUGGUCAAAUCAAAGGCGAAAACGCCGAAAUAGUUUUCAAGAAAAAGGAGGUGAUAUUUAUCAAAUUAAACGGUUAUGUUUGCCUCCUAAUGCUAUUUCCUGUAGCGCCGGAUUAGGUGUUGGCGAUGGUCAGGAUAGCCUUUCAAAUGCUGGUAAUUUCAAUGAAUGCAUGAUUCUCGAUAAUGCCUAUAACAGUAAACGAUUUGACUCGUCAAUUCAAACCUAUCUACCACUAUGCGAAAAAUCUCAGUCAAUAGUUCGUUUUGAAUUUGCAUUAUCACCCAACGAUAAAGGUUUCGUUUUAAGUUGGAUUGAUGGAUCUCGAAAUGCUUUACAUCAGAUCAAUCAGUAUUGUAAAAAUCAGAUUUCGAAAUUGGAUAAUCGCGCGGAAUCUGAAUAA